CUUCCGAUAGACUGCAGCGGGGUGACUGCGCACGCGCAGAUGUCUUGGAUUUUCUUGGUGUAUUUCCUGUUUGAUGGUUCUCAUUCGGAAAGAUGGCUGAAGUGAGAGUCAGUUUGGUUUGUGCAGUGCUUUUUCUAAGUUCGGUGGUAGUAGCAUUAGUCGAGGACCUCGAUGACUCGUUUAAAGACAAACGCAUGGAUGAUGUGUGGAUAGUAGAUUUUUAUGCCCCUUGGUGUGGCUACUGUAAAAAGUUGGAGCCAGUGUGGCAUGAUGUCGGUGCUGAGUUGAAGAGCUCAGGGUCUCCUGUCAGAGUUGGCAAAAUGGAUGCAACUGCUUACUCUGGUAUGGCUUCAGAAUUUGGUGUGCGAGGAUAUCCAACAAUCAAACUGCUUAAAGGAGAUAUGGCCUAUAAUUACAAAGGGCCAAGGACCAAAGAUGACAUCAUAGAAUUCGCUAACAGGGUCGCUGGGCCAGCUGUGCGCCCCCUGCCAAGCAAGCAGAUGUUUGAGCACGUCAUGAAGAGGCACGAUGUGCUGUUCGUUUACAUCGGUGGGGAGUCACCGCUGAAAGAGAAGUACAUUGAGGUGGCAUCUGAGCUGAUCGUCUACACUUACUUCUUCUCUGCCUUAGAGGACGUUUUACCUGAGACUGUUACUUUGCCUGAGUUGCCCUCUGUGGUGGUCUUCAAAGAUGGCAGCUACUUCACAUAUGAUCAAUAUGAAGAUGGCAGCCUGUCUUCGUGGGUGAACAGGGAGCGUUUCCAGGGUUACCUCCAGAUUGAUGGCUUCACACUCUAUGAACUGGGAGAGACAGGUAAAUUGGUGGCGAUUGCCAUCAUUGAUGAGAAGGAGCAUGCAGAGGACAGCACCAGGCUGAAGAAUCUUAUUCAGAGGGUGUCCACAGAGUACAGAGAUCACUUCAACAGGGAUUUCCAAUUUGGCCACAUGGAAGGAAACGACUACAUCAAUGGACUCAUCAUGGGUGAAGUGACAGUCCCCAGCGUCAUCAUCCUCAACACCUCUAAUGAGCAGUACUUCCUGCCUACUGAAUCUAUGGACACCAUAGAGAAGCUGGUGAACUUCAUUAACAGUGUGCUGGACGGCACAGCACCGGCUUAUGGCGGAGAUGGAAUAUUCCAGAGGGUCAAGAGAGUGGCUUUCGACGCCAAGUCUACAGUGAUGUCUGUGUUCCGCAGCUCCCUACUUGGCUGCUUCCUGUUUGGCCUGCCGUUGGGCGUCAUCAGCCUCAUGUGCUACGGCAUGUGCACAGCCGAGGCGGACGAUGGCGCCGAUGACAUGGAGCUCAUGAAGAGGGAGGGCUUCACCGACGAAGAGGAGGAGGAUGAUGAGGAAGAAGAGGAGAAGCGCCGGCAGGCAGCCAAGCUGGAGGAGUACGAGGACGAGGAGGGGGUGGGCGGGAUGGGAGGAGAGCUGCAGCAGAAGGAGGAGAAGAGCCCAGAGGAGAAAAAGGCUGAUUAACUCAGGAUGGGUGGAGCAGGAGGGGGAGGAAGAUCCAGCCAAAACGGAGAAGGAGGAGAUUUUAGGAGAGGGCAAAGAAGUGGAGGCUGAGAAAUGGUGACGUGAAAGUCUCCACAGACAUAUCUAUUUUUUUUCCAUUUUGAUCUGAUAUCUCUGCAGUGAGACGGUCCCAGCUUCCCAUUCCUCCCUGAUCAUUUUUUUCCCUUUUAUUAUUUAUGAAGUUGAAGAUGUUACCGUAAUUCUAAGUGGUCUUAUUGAUGCUCCCCAGCAUCUUCAGUGGAACAAAAAAUGUUACUAAAAUGGGGAGAAGGCAUUUGAAAAUUAAGCAUAAUUGAGAUGAAUCAAACGAUGACUAAUGGUUGUUGUUGAAAAGCCAUGCCAAACCAUGUUUUAUUUAAAGACAUCACUUAGCCCAACUGAAUUAUUCAUUCAUAUAUCUACAUGUAGGUUGGAUUGUAUAAAACACCAUUUGACCCUCAAGGGUCUUAACAGGUCAGAGAAGUCUACUGUGUGUCCUCUUUGGUCUUCUCCUCAUCUCGCUUGAAAAUAAGGUCCUGUAGUUGUUCAGUAAUACAUCUGGGGGGGAUGAACAAUGAGGGGCCACUUUUUGUCACCUUUUUUGUCAUACGUGUAAUUUAGUCAUACUCCCCUUCUCCUUUUUGCCUAUUUACAAAAAUAUUAAAAAGUGCCGAGUCAUCCAUGUUCUAAGUGAGCCAUACCGUAAUCCCCCAUAAUAGAAGGCAAAAGGCUUGGGAGAUAUCAAUUCUUACUUAUUAAUUAAGAAAUAUUCCAUUGUCAAUAACUGGAGGUUGCUAGUAGUUCUGGGAACUGUAGCUCAAGGGCACAGAGAUGAUAUUCUCAGUCGGUGAUUUGAGAUUUAUACCUUAAACCCCACUGCGAAAAUUCAUCUCCAAGGGAGCCCCAGGUCCUUCUGUCUCCUACCACUAGGGCUCCCAUCCCCUUUGUCUUAACGGUGUAGAGCUGCAAUGCACUGAGAUGCAGAGGAGGGAAAUGGACUUUCUCGGCUAUGUUUACUCAAUGCACUGAAAAUCAUGGAUAUAAUGUGAAGGCAAACUAGGUCAGAAUGCUCAUAAAACUCAGCCAGGCAGCAGUGGUAGUUUAGUCUGUGUAAAGGAUUAACAUAGGGGCUUUUUGUAUUGUACAAUAUCUAAUGUGAACAUUCCUUUUGCAAGGAGACAAACCCCCUACUUAAGUGUACUGAGUGAUAAUAUGUUCCGGAGUUAGAUGCCAUAACAGGUGCACUUUGAUUCUUCAUGUAGUCAACUCAAUUAGUCUACAAGGAAAUGGGCUCCCAUAGCAAAACGUUUUUUGCAUCUCCAGGCAUUUCUAGUUUGCUAUUAGACACCUGAACCUAAGCACACUUCUGAAAUGCACAGCUAGUCCUCUGUUGUGCCCCUCAUAAAGAUACUACUGCCAUUUUGUUUAUAAGCUAUGAAUAAUGCGGUCAGAGGAUCUAUAGUAAUGUAUAAAUGUGUAUAUUUGAUUCCUUAUGAAGGUCAAAACCUAUACACACAUUUUGACCACAUUUAGCUAUGGAACCUCUGAAAGUUCUAAGCAUGGCUUUUGAAGAUGCUGUUCCAUCUUUAUGUUGAAGCUAUUGUAAAGGAUAUCACUCAUGUAAAGGAUGACAUGAUGUGGCAGCCUUAGCUUUCAGACAGAUUACAACCUGCGUGUGCUAGGAAACCACAGUGCAAACCUGGCCCUGUCUUUGCCUUCCGCUCAUUGAAGUUGCCUACCAUAAGAAUUUCUGCCAAAUAUCAUGGUUUUCAUUUGAGAUUGUCACUCUUUAUUACAGAUUUAAAAAAAUAAAGAUUGUCCUCUUUUUUUCCUUG
Alosa alosa (allis shad) is the source of this 3331-nucleotide messenger RNA. RefSeq names its product thioredoxin related transmembrane protein 3b (gene tmx3b). The record is from RefSeq and is a predicted model, not a curated record. Gene Ontology annotation, biological process: peptidyl-cysteine oxidation. Gene Ontology annotation, molecular function: protein disulfide isomerase activity. Gene Ontology annotation, cellular component: endoplasmic reticulum. Lineage: Eukaryota; Metazoa; Chordata; Actinopteri; Clupeiformes; Clupeidae.